AUGCUGGGCAUGACGAGCUACUCGCCCAACUGUCCCGUCGAGGCUCAAUGGUUCGUCGGCAUCUACACCGUCGUCAUUUAUGCGCCGUUGGCGUUUGUCUACGUCCUCGUCGCCACCAUGUUCAUCAGGCAUCCGAACGCGUUUCAUCCGCUUUUCGUGUGAGUUUUCUCAAAAGUGUACCUUUUGAUAGUCUAUCAUUUCGGCUAGAAGUGUCUCCUUUCAGUAUCUCGUUCUUCCUGAUCCUCCUCGCCUACACCACCUCCAACUUCAUCCUCUUCUUCCGAAAUCUCAUCGAAUUCUUCUUCAUCGACGAGUUCAUCUUCUCGAUCCUCGAAUUCAUUUUGGUGUCCGCCAACUACUACACUCAACCACUCGUCAUUCUGGCCCUUCUCGAACGUCUCGCCGCCACCGUCUUCGUGUCGAAAUACGAGAAAUCGCUGCAAUGGAUACCGUACCUGGUGGGACAGUGCAUUUGUGUGAGAUCCUUCAAUAACCUGAUCCAUCUCAAAGCCGUUUCCUUCUUCAGCUCGUCUUCGUCGUGCUCAUGAGUUUGUCUCAACAUCAGGAGCAACUCAUCAACAAUAUUCAAAUUGUACUGUCCUUUGUGAUAUGUCUGGUAAUCCCGACGGUUCUUUACUGCUUCCCCAAAUCUUUUAAUUCUUCAGUGCCUCAUCGUUCUGUUUCUCGUGAAUCGCUACAAAACCGCACAUUCGGUGGGCAAAUCAACGCUCACCGCGAGGUAUCAACUCGCCGAAAACAUCAAGGCGUUGAGGUGAGCACUUUGAAUUCAGUCAAGUGUUAAUAAAAUGCUCAGAAUCUUUGUGCCAUUCAUUGUACUCGACAAUAUUAUCUCGUUGAUGUUUGUCGUCACAAGUUACACCAUCUCAAUUGCUAGAAAGUUCGAUGAAGACGAGUGCAACAAGUCGUCUAGUUAUGUACCGAUUUUCACCAUAUUUAGAACGGUAAGUAAGCAAUCUCGAUAUAUUUCAGUUGUUAGUAGAGAUAUCAAAAAGUUGUCAACUAAUAAGUUGUUCAUUAAGAUAUUUUGUACAUUUUCUCAGUUGACCACUUUUCGAUAUCUGUCCAGACAGCUGAGAUACAUGACAUUGAUUCAGAUAGCGAUACUGAUCCAAAUUUCGAUGGCCGUAAUCGUGGUCUACAUGCACGAAUCGAUGAAGUUCUUCAGUUGGAAAGACUGCCGACGGAGCAACCGAUCCGAAGAUUUGAGCAUAACAAUCGGAAGGCCGGAGAGUCGGCUCAAGAUAAAGAACGUGUUGGGCAAGAAUAUUGUGGAGCAAGAGACCGGAGAGAACUAUUUCGCGCAGCUCAGCAAGCAAUGGCAGAAGGUCUAG
Messenger RNA from Caenorhabditis sp. 36 PRJEB53466, 1352 nucleotides. NCBI's taxonomy places the organism in Eukaryota, Metazoa, Nematoda, Chromadorea, Rhabditida, Rhabditidae. The record is from the annotation of a GenBank genome assembly.